This is a messenger RNA of Stereum hirsutum FP-91666 SS1, 4053 nucleotides long. RefSeq lists its product as uncharacterized. The record is from RefSeq and is a predicted model, not a curated record. Bases 1 to 4053 code for a protein of 1350 amino acids. The transcript is spliced from 16 exons. Lineage: Eukaryota; Fungi; Basidiomycota; Agaricomycetes; Russulales; Stereaceae.
AUGUCACGAAGGAGCUACGACUCCACCACUCAUGGCCACGAACGACGAGUCUCGAAGCACCGCGUGACGGACGAUGAUCUCUUCAACUAUGCAUCCCGUGUAGCUCUUCUCGCCUACCUCAUCCAACCCAAACCCGUCGACGCAUCUAUACCGAACGCGGCCAAUGGCGUACCAGGCAGCAGCGGAAAGGAAGGCAAGGAACACUCCUCGCGGCUCUCCGGCGCCAUCUCGAGCUCGAUGAAUCUACUCUCGCUUGGCGACCUGUUCAAGGACAGUAAGGACGGGUCGAAGAACGUGAAGUUCCCGGAGAAGUUGUUGAAGGUGCUCGAGCAGAGGCUGGAGAAUAUCGCGAUGGGGAAAGACGCAGUCUACUCCGACCAACUACUCCGGCGAACGAUGGCCGUCUUCUACGGCCAGUUCAAAGUCGACUCGUUCAAACGCCAAAUGAAAGAAAACCGCAAGAUCGAAGAGCUCAUCCUCAUGUUCGCCACCCACGCAACCGGCGUCCUCAAGAAAGAUCAAUCCCUCUCCGGAGACGGCUGGAAGAUCGAGCUGAACAACCACAUCGCCCAGUUCGUCAAGCUCCUCCGCGAGUCCCUCCGCAGUCUGAGCCACGUCUCGCCCGAACUCGUCUCGCGACUCGACAUGUACGCUGCGAAGCUUUCUGCGCCGGUGGGUGGUGGGCAGGACGCGGGGCCGGGGAGCGAAUCGGGCUAUGAUAGCUCGUCGACGAAGGGGGACGGGGAUUAUGUGAAUGUGGGGAAGACGGGGCUGAGUCAGACUAUUCAUGAUAUGCCGUUGGUGAUGAUUGUGGCGAAUCUGUUUCAGGUGAGACAUGAUCUGCUGCAAAAAGAGAUCGACAAGAUGAAGGCGUAUUGCACGGAACGGGCCGCACUUCUGGAUCUCAAGACAUGCCUGAAGAACAUCACCGCAGGCGCACCCUUCCCCGGCCGCAAAGAAGACUUCGACAGCGAAGCCGCCUGGCAAUACUGGAAAACCCUCGAAACCGCGCACCUCUCCCAACUCAUGGUCAUCCUCGUCCAAUUCAACCCCGAACUCGCGAAAUCCACCCCGUCCGACAACCUCCCCACGACGCGUCCGGGUGCACGUCCAGGCUCGAUGUACGACCGCGCGCAACGCAACGGAUCCGUCAGCAGCCGGAAAUCCAUCCUCUCCCUCGCGAAAGACAUGUCCGACCUCGAUCUCGCCGGGAUCGGGGAAGACGACGUGGAUGUGGACGGCGACGACGAGGUGCAAGUCGGUCAUAAUUUCACGUAUAUCCCGCCGAAUCCGAAGAAGUAUUAUAGGCGGCUGCUCGAGUAUUGUCUUGAGGCGGACCUGAGGGCGAUGAGGGAUCCGAACGUGAACGACGACGACCAGGUGUCGUUGGGGAUCCUUUCGCCGGGACAUAUCGAGCUGAUCAAUGAGUGCGCGCUUAGGUGGAGGAUCCCGCAGCCGUAUCGGGUGGCGUGCUUUUUGGAGUUGAUUAAGGAGCUUUAUGAGAGGAAUGAGGUGCCGUUGGAUUGUAUACCGGAGGCGUUGAGUAACGUGCAGAAGGUGAUGCAUGAGAUCGAGUUUGAUAAGUGGCCUAUUGCGGACUCGGAAUAUCUAGUUGGUGUCUACGGAGGCCUCUACAACAUCUUCCUCGCCGCGCUCUACCACUCCAUGGACUCCAUCCCGAACCUCAAGAAAUCUGACGUCGAAGAACCACUCAUGAUCCUCGACCUAGUUCGCGAGACCGGCCUGCUCGAACGGUUCGACGUGGACAUCCAGGCGCGGCUGGAAGAUAUCAGGGAGCGCGUGAGGGCCGUCACGGCGGAGUGGUACGAGAAGAAGAUGGCGGGAUUGCAGGAGACGCCAGGUGUGAAUAGGGCGUUGCCGUUGUUGCUCUUGACGGACGAUUUGGAGAAAAGUGCGCAGACGCUGGAUAAGAGGUUCCCUGAACCGUUACUUGGUGCGGUGGAUCUGGUUUCGUUGGUCGUUGAGGUGGAGGUGCCGAUGUUCGUACACGACCUCGAAGCAUCUCGAAAACGACUGUUCGAGUCUUCGAUGAACGGGCCGACACCCGACGUGCCUAUCCAAGAUAUCUUCGCGCUGUAUCGGCGAACGAAGACGUUACUCGGGAUGUAUGACGCGUUUUGUCCAAAUCAACAAGUCAACUUUGAUUUGCUUGAAUUCUUCGAGCCAUACGUGAGGCAGUGGCUGGUCAAUACAGAUGCGAAGACGGCACAGUGGGUCGAGGCGUUCGAGUCGGAGGCGUCGGAAGGCCAUAGCUCGUCCAUCGUUGAUCUAUUCGAUUCAUUACGGAGUCCGAUCAAUUUCCUUCAAGAUUUGGAGUGGUCGGACGCGUACCAGGAGGCUCGAUUCUUCACCAGUCUCGCCAAGACGAUUAGCCACGGUGUGGAGCAGUACUGCCGCUCAGUCGAAGAACUUUUCAUGACCGAAAUGUUCCCCCGACCGACGGACUACCUCCAACCGCAAAAAUCGUCCGCCUGGCUCGAAAAGGCGAAGCAGCUCGCACAAGGCGAGAAGAAAGUGGAACCGUUCAACUUCCGCGCUCAGUCCUGCGUCAAGCUGAACAACAUCGAGGCCGCGCGGAAGCUGCUCGAUAACAUGUACAACCAGAUGCAGGCGGACAAGCUCGCGGAGGUGAUUGAGGACCAUGGGCCGCCCGUGCCGGACAAGAACGAGCGGCAGAGGUUUUUGUUCACGGUGAAGAUCGUGAUUGCGGAGGGUUUGGUCGCGACGGAUGCGAGUCCGUCGAGCAAUUUGGAUACGUUUGUGACGUUGAGUGAUGAGGCGGGGAAUAGGGUGGCGAAGACGAGGACGAUAUAUGAGACGAAUAAUCCGAGAUGGGACGAGACGGUUGAUGUUUCGGUAGACAAACCGCUUUGGUUGAUGGCGAGCGUGAGGGACCGGGCGUUGAUUGGGAAGCACGAUACUGUCGGACGGGCAUAUAUCUGCCUCGAUCCACGGCGGUUUGGCGAUCUGAUGGUGCACGACCUUUGGCUGGACCUCGACUCGAACGGCCGGAUAUUGCUCCGGAUUAGUAUGGAGGGCGAGAAGGACGACAUUCAGUUCUACUUUGGUCGCGCUUUCCGGUCUUUGAAGCGUGGCGAAGGAGAGAUGGUCAGAAUUUUCAUUGAUAAGAUGUCACCACUGAUUCAGCAAUCACUGUCAAGAAAUGUCCUCAAGACACUGGUCAGGACAGGUACUUCUGGCCUCGAUUACAACAAGGCCCUGGGCAACGUCACUGCACUCUACCGUUCCGCCCUUGGAGCCGACCGCGCCGAAUCUCUCAUUCCUUUGCCCACUUCUGAACAACCUCGAGUCAGGCCAAACGAGCUCACCGACGUCGAGAUCGAACAGGCCAUCGUCCCUCUGUUCGAUUAUUUCGAUGCGAACCUCAAUACGCUGAACACGUACUUGAGCGAUACGACGAAGCAGAUGGUGAUGACGAGGUUGUGGAAGGAGAUUUUGAAUGUGAUCGAGGGGUUGCUGAUCCCGCCGCUGUCGGAGGCAGCGAGUGAUAUGAAGCCUUUGAGUGACAAGGAGGUUGAUAUCGUGUUCAAAUGGUUGAAGUUCCUUCGGGAUUACUUCUAUGCUGGUGGCGAGGGUCCCAUUCCUCUCGAGACGUUGCAGAACCAGAAGUACCGCGACGUCAUGUCUAUCCGGUUGUACUACGAUUGGCACACCGAUGCAUUGAUGGAGGAAUGUGUACGGAUGAUGCAGCAGACGCUCCGUGCUGCACCGUCGGUCAAGAAGCGGGCGAAGAGCGUGUAUUCGCAACGCAACCUAGGGACAAUCAAGGACCGCAAACGGGAGAAGAAGCAGCAGGAGAAGGAGGUCGACAAUGGCGAGAUUAUCAUGAGGAUUCUUCGGAUGCGACCUGGAGCGUCCGACUUCAUUGCUCAACAGAUUCAGAUCAUGUCGACGAUGCAAGCUGAGCAGGAGCAGCGUGAACGCGAGAAGAAGAACCGCAAGCUCUCGAGGCCUGGUGGCGCGUCACAAAUUCCGGCUGUGCCCCCUGUGCCAGAGAUCCCUGCUCCAUAG